UUUGCUUAACGAGCGAAAGAUGAUUUCUUGAUAAUAAGUGUCAUAAAAUAAAAACAAAGAUUAUCACUAUUUACUGCAUAAAAAUUUAUAAUUAUAAUAAAAACCACAAAUAGCAUACUGUCCUUGGAUAUUAUUUAGUUUCAUUUCACAGAGACGGAUAUACAGGGAUUAUUAACACUUCUGGCAACCACGAGUACACACUAGGAAGUCGAGUGUUUUCCAAAAUAUUGAGUCUUUGUGUGUAAAUGUAAUGAUCUUCAGGGCAAACAUGCCGCGUUAUUGUGCAGUAAAAGUUUGCAAAAGUCGCGGAGGGACUGCUUCUAAAGACAACAAGAGAAUCAGCUUUUACCCGUUUCCUUUGCAGGAUCAGGCCAGACUGCAGAGGUGGGUUGACAAUAUGAGGCGAGACGAAUGGGCCCCCAGCCGUCACCAGUACCUCUGCAGUGCGCACUUCACUGAAGACUGCUUCGAUGUCAGGUGGGGGAUCCGAUACCUCAAAAAUACAGCAGUCCCCACCAUCUUCCCUUCCAGCCAAGGCGAUGGGGAGGAAAGAUCCCCUGGUAGGAAGACAUCCAAGCCCAGGACCAGGUCUUGCAACUCUGAAAUCCAGCCUGUCAGACCAGACCCCCUACCCAGUAAGAAACCAAUCAUCCUCAGAAGAAGAACUAUACCAGCUGAUUUGUCAAAUGACAACCCCAGUACUCCCAACACUGUGGUCAACCAAUCAGCUGUCCCCGCAACCUCAGAAAGAAGGCUGUCAUCGUCCCUCAGCAGGGUUGCUUUAGAUGAAGUGUUGCCCUCAGAGACCCAGACAGAGGUUUUUAGCUGUUCCAGCCAGCUACCUGGAGACAUCGAAGGGGCUCUGCCUUUGUCCUGCUCGGUUCUGUCAGUAGCUGUGGAGACCCAGCAGGCAGACUCCACCACCGCUGAAGUAACGGUACUCCGCUGUGAGUCCCUAGGCCCGGUCUCAGAGAGACAGACCCUUCCAGCUACCCUGGAGGGACAGAUGUUUAGGAUAGUCCCUGUGGAGCUGAAGGGGGAGGGUCAACCAGACGACCCCAGCUUCAGGGAGUGGGUGGUGCCAGACGAGGCUGAGCCUAUGUGUGCAUAUGAGCACUCCUACUCCAGACAGGACACGGACAGAGAGCAGCUGUGGAGCCGGAUUAUGAGCCUGCACGCUAAGAUCGUUGAGCUGGACAGACGAGAGGAGACCACCGUGGCCAAGAUCCACUCUCUGGAGAGCGAGAUUGCUCAUCUGAAAAGGGACAGCGUGGUGUUUGAUGAGAAACAGAGAGUCUUGGAGGAUUAUAUUUCGUCUGUGUUGCUUUGAAGUCUUGUAGUAUAUGUCGUUUUGUGGCUAUUUAAUUUAAUGAAGUGUGUGUGUGUCAGUCAUACAUCUUCCACUUGGUGGCACUGUAGCUCUGAGAGCUAAAACACUGUGUAGUAGACAGUGAGUCUUGCAUCCCCAACCAUCUCCUCAUGAGAUAUUAUCAGGGGAGUCUUAAUGUGGGAUGUAUGUUGUCUGUUCUCAUCUCAUUAUUCUCAUAUCAAGCAUUCCAUUUUUGUGGGAUAUCGUGUAUCGUCUCAGUUUAGUGAUGUGCAUCAGGAAGUUUGCAAUUUGCGUCUUCUGUAUAAUGAUACGAGUUUCUAAUUUUAUCUCUGAGAGGUUUGUGUCGUCAGUUAUUUAAGAGUUCCAUUAUCCUUGUAUGAAUCAACAUUUCCACCAGUUUUUAGACUUAACGUGUUAUUCAGAUGCAGUGUCUUGAAUUGGAGGUGUUUCAUAACAAGGUCAUUUAUUUCACACAUCUUGGUUGGUCUACCACUCUACUGCAUGUGGAAAGUAUUGACAAUGUCUGUUUAAUUUUAUGAUGCUGGAGACAGUGGGAUACUGUUUUAAGUGUCACAUGUUCCAGUAAAUAAGGAUAUCGAUUUUUUUUAUCUACACUCUGAUUAGAGUGAGUGUCUUGUCUGGUCCCUCAGUGCCAAAACAGUUCCAUUCAAUAUUAUUAAUUGUCUAGCAUACUACCUAGGCUUUAACCACAGUUUACUGGACCACCUUAUCGGAAACAACAUCAACAAUAGCUAAUGUAAUGUUAUCAAAAACUCAUUUGCCUUGACUCCCCUUUGUAUAUGCAUGUCUCAGUAGAAUAACAGAAAAUUGUAUAAACUUUAGAUGGAAAAAUUACCCUCAAAUAAUUGUCCUGGAACAACAGAAGACUGUGUAUAGUGUUUGUAUUUUCCAGUACAAAGCUCUUGUGUCCUCAGCAUUUCUUCAUGAGUAUGACAUAUUCUAUGAGCUCACAGCUCUCACGGCAGGGUGACCAGUGUCCUGGUUCAUCAGGCCUGGGGCUCGGUCUGAAUCACCAGAAAUCUUGUGUCUCAGGCCCAGUAAGAGAACUAAUCCUGUUCCAGGCUGCUAUCUAGACUGCAGACAGCCAUGGGCUCUGAGACUACAGCAUACAGCCCUGAUAAGAGCAGAGAGAGGUGCCCUGAAUGGUGGAACAGUUAUGCCCCACCCAAACAGAGGAAAAAAACGGGAUAUGUUACUAACUAGUUUUAUCCUUAUGAAAACCAUAAGGAAUGACAAUAGGAACAACCAUACACAGUGGUGCAACACAGGGCUGCACCAUCAAAUGAGUUACGCUUUAUUCAAAAU
Molecule: messenger RNA, 2656 nt
Organism: Osmerus eperlanus (European smelt)
Lineage: Eukaryota; Metazoa; Chordata; Actinopteri; Osmeriformes; Osmeridae
Product: THAP domain-containing protein 5-like
Exons: 3
Coding region: 251-1330 (359 amino acids)
Cellular component (GO): nucleus
Source: RefSeq, a predicted model, not a curated record